UUGCCCGCACAAUUACAUAGCUCUCGGUCACGGGCUCACGGCUUCUGCCUUCUUCCUACCGCACGCGUCGUCGCCCAUUCGACGGCCGGAGCUCUCGGUCUUGGCUUCUGCCUUCCGCACGCGGCCUUCCCAUCGCAACGAACUGCAAUCGGAGGGGGGUGGUUGUUGCUCCGCCGCCGACCGCCUCUGGCGGCCGCCAGGGCUCUCCGGGGUGGUAGAUCCGCCCCUGGGUACCCUACCAAUCUAAUCCAUCAUCCAUGGUUGUCUUUUGAUUAGUAGUUGACCUUCCAUGGCGACAUCCAAGGAACAGGCUGUGAAGGACUAUGCUGAUUUCGAGGAGAAGGUUAAGAGAACGAUAUAUAUCGACCAGCUUUCUCCUCAAGUUACGAGCCCAGUGAUUAAAGCAGCUCUUGCCCAAUGUGCAAAUGUGGUUAAUGUGGAGUUCAUUGUGAACUACACAAUUCCGUAUGAUAUCCCUUGUGCCGUGUUGGUGGAAUUGGAUGAUGAAAUGCAAGCCAAGGCGGCUGUAGAACUGAUGAAUGAUUUCCCAUUCAUAAUUGGUGGAAUGCCAAGGCCUGUAAGAGCUACCUAUGCAAAGCCAGAGAUGUUUCGGGAUCGCCCUCCUCGCCCUGGCAUUAAGAAAGAGUUCUGCUGGGUAAAACAAGGGGAUGAUGAGCACGAAACAAUGAAGAAAUUGAAAAACCUUGCAAAGAGGCAAGAAGCAGAGAAUAUGGCACUCGUAAAGACUCAAUUGGAAGAGGAGAAGGAACUGGCAAAGCAGCAGCAGGAAUUACUUGAUGGGAACUGCAAGAAAUACGACAUGCUUGAUACUGUUAUUCAGAAUGGAACCAUCAAGAACCUUGCUCAUCGUUAUGGAGUCAACCUCGAUGACUGAUCAGAAUCCAUGAAACAGCUCUGCAGCUUACUGUCUCUUUUCCUGGGGCGUUGAUAAAUGGUGUGAUCAUGUAGCAGUCCAAUGGGCAAUUGGACGAACAUAUAGUAGCUGUGAUCCACUGGCUGGAUCAUCCAUGUAAAAAAUUGGCCCACUAUGAUGAACCAAUAAUUAGUGUGGCAGCUGUUCCUGCAUUACAAACCAAUACGGCAGCCUUAGUGUAACCUUUUGUUUCUGUAGUUCCGAACAUCACCCUGAGUGUAUUCACUGUUGUGUGAUAUAUACCUUUCUUCUGUCCAA
This is a messenger RNA of Phragmites australis (common reed), 1192 nucleotides long. RefSeq names its product ASI1-immunoprecipitated protein 1-like. The transcript is spliced from 4 exons. Gene Ontology annotation, molecular function: RNA binding. Lineage: Eukaryota; Viridiplantae; Streptophyta; Magnoliopsida; Poales; Poaceae. The record is from RefSeq and is a predicted model, not a curated record. Bases 290 to 895 code for a protein of 201 amino acids.